AUGGCAUUCCGCAGCACGGCAGAGGAAAUGGAGAGACUCCAGCUAUCGGACGAUGACACAGAGGACCUUUGGAACUCUCCUUCCAAGCGUGGAGCCCGCAAGAACGUCGACUCUCAAACUCCUGAGAAGAAAAUCACACCGGAACCUCGAAAUUCCCGUGAUGGCGGGGAUCCUCUAUUCGACCACAAAGAAGCGCGAGAGGCCGCGCUCCACACAGAAUUGCAGGGUGUGCGGAACAUCAACGAGGUCAUUGAAGGAUUGCUGAGCAGCCUUGACUCUGCAAAGGGAAAUAUGGAGACGGUAUCGCGAACGGUCACCUCGGCAUCCACCCUCCUAAAUACUUGGACCCGCAUUCUCUCCCAAACCGAGCAUAACCAACGAUUGAUUCUCAACCCCAAUUGGCAAGGCGCUACUCAGGAUGUCGCGGAUAUCGAAAACGAAGCGAUUCAAAGACAGCAAGCAGCGGAGAGACGUGAGCUGUUACUUCAACAACAAAGAGAGGCGGCAGCGCGCAAAGCGCAGGAAGUUGAAAUGAGACGCACACAGGUUACAAGGGGCACCCGGGGUACUCGAGGAACCACCAGAGGUACAGUCCGAAGCACUGGGUUGGGCAGAACCCCGAGUGUCAGUACAUCCCGAACGGCAACCCGAGGCUCCACGGCAACCAGUCGGCCAGGUAGUGGGAUCGCGCGAGGAAAUGCAAUCUCACGCGACGAGUCGCCAGAUAUUGAGCGUGCUCUGUCACCUCCAAAUGAUGGCUAUCGCGUGUCUCCAAACCUCCGCUCCCCAAGAGCUUCGCUCGAUGCACAUGUGAAUGUACCCUCUGGUCACAAUUACAAUGGUGGGGGCUUUGCUACUCUAGGACCUUUUGAGACAAGUCUCCCUAUUCGGAUAGAGGUGGAGGCUAUGCUAGCCUAUCUACUUCUGCCCCCGGUCGGAGGUGUAUUGUUGCUGCUUAUUGAGCACAACAGUGAUUACGUGCGAUUCCAUGCUUGGCAAUCGAGCAUGCUCUUUGCUGCCAUGUUUGUUAUCCACCUCAUAUUCUGCUGGUCUAGCUUCCUUUCAUGGGUACUUCUCGUUAUCGACUUUCUACUCAUUGGCUUCCUAGCCAUGCAUGCCUAUCAAGAUGUCGACACCUUGGACCACUUCGAGGUUCCCAUCUUUGGUCGACUGGCCAACUCUUUCGUUGAUAACGAAUGA
Messenger RNA from Penicillium antarcticum, 1200 nucleotides. RefSeq lists its product as uncharacterized. Gene Ontology annotation, cellular component: DASH complex; mitotic spindle. Gene Ontology annotation, biological process: mitotic cell cycle. The record is from RefSeq and is a predicted model, not a curated record. The transcript has 6 exons. Bases 1 to 1200 code for a protein of 399 amino acids. Lineage: Eukaryota; Fungi; Ascomycota; Eurotiomycetes; Eurotiales; Aspergillaceae.